Messenger RNA from Salpingoeca rosetta, 5622 nucleotides. RefSeq lists its product as uncharacterized. The transcript has 47 exons. The record is from RefSeq and is a predicted model, not a curated record. Bases 1 to 5097 code for a protein of 1698 amino acids. Lineage: Eukaryota; Choanoflagellata; Craspedida; Salpingoecidae. Gene Ontology annotation, biological process: superoxide metabolic process. Gene Ontology annotation, molecular function: protein binding; metal ion binding.
AUGCGUGGUGCAGACAUUCUCGUCGCACUGCAAAUGCUGCUGCUGCUUCUUCUUGCAGCUACUGAAGUGGCCAGUCAGUCCAUCCUGUUGCAGAUCGACAACACUGAGGUUGUCCAGCCAGACUUUGUGUCAACAGAAGCGACCAUCCAGGUACGGCCCACGAGCAACACGGAGAGCUUUCUCGUGCUAUCUGGCAUGCGCUCGUUCACUGUUCCGGAAGCAUUUGACAGCUCCACUGUCAGCGCAGUCGUGAAGAAGACCCAGGUGGUGACUCUAAGCAUCGCCAGCCCACCACAGGGUUACACAACAAACUCCGUCAACCUCACCGUGCACGCAGGCCCCAUCGACUCCAUCGAGGUCUCGUACAACACGACGACUGCCGCUGCAGGGGAGACAAUUGGCGUGAGCCUGGCUGCAUACGACCAGUACAGCAACCUACUUGACAGCGGUCCAAACGUUUAUGACGACACCAUCACCGUCGCUGUUCAGGGCACCGCCACAGCACCAGCCUCCUUUGAGGUUGCAAACGGCGUCGGAUCCACCGUCAUCACGAGCACGGUUGCAGGCGUCUCGAUUGUCACGUUGUCCGGGUUUCCUCAAGUCGUCGUCAUUGGCCGGUCCGAGGACAUCCAGUAUGUUGCUGGACCCACAGCCCGCUUCACCCUCACCACAGAUGCAGAGUCGUACAGUCAGGGAGACACCGCCACCGUGACGGUCACUGCAGAGGACGACUAUGGCAACACUGUCACAUCAGAGUCGCGAGCUCUGGCCAUCGUCACAACCGCAGGCAACUCUGUGACCGUGUCCAACAGCGGCAUCCUCUCGUUUUCCAGCGGUGAAGCUGAUGUGACCAUCACCAGCGCAAGCGCCCAGGUCGUGGAAGUGGCCUUGGAUGCAAACGGAGAAGAUGUGACUGGCGUGGACAUCUCAGACACCAGCACCCUGCUCUUCGCCGUUGUGUGCGACGGCGUCACAGAGUACCAGGACGAGCCUAACCAGCUGACGUGCAAGACUGUGCGCAGCGACUGUGGUGUUGGGACAUUUGAAUCUGCUGCUCCAACGCCAACCUCAAACCGGGAAUGCAGCGCUUGUGACGGUGUCACUGAAUACCAAGAUGAGGCGAAUCAAACCUCAUGCAAGACAGUCGCUGGCACGUGCACCGCUGGCGAAUAUGAGGCGCAGAGUCCGGACGCGUCGACAAAUCGCAUGUGUACGGCCUGUGAUGGCGUCACCGAAUACCAGGAUGAGGCGGAUCAGAGUGAAUGCAAGACCGUGCGAGUGUGCAAUGUUGGCGCACAAGUGAGCGUCGAUCCAACCCCAAGCUCAAACCGACAGUGCGAGCUCUGUCCAUCCGGCUUCGUUGAUGAGGACUUCAAUGGCCUUACACCGUGCUCGCCCUGCUCUGCGUCUGUGGUGAUGAUGGCGACAUUCGACAGCGAUGAUGCCAUGGGCACAGUGACGUUCAAUGCAAACGCUGCCACCACCGAGACCAACAUCACUGCGCAGGUGACCCUUGCCACUGCAGCAACCUCGCUCAAGGUGCUUACCUCUCCGCCUGUACGAGGCACAUGCGCGUCCGCCCUUUUCAACCCAACCAGCUCUGACGGAUCUGGCUGCUCAUCAUCAUCGCCAUCGUCGUGCAUCGCUGGAGACAUCAGCGGUCGCUUGACUGUCGAUCUUUCAGCACAGGGGACAAUGGUUGCAUUUGAAGAAACCACGACUGCGCUCGCAUUUAUCGGAGCGACAAGUCUUCAAGGCCGCGCCCUUGUGUUUGAGGAUGGGGGCGGAAAUGUGAUUGCGUGCGCGCGCAUCGACACAGUGUCAGGACUUUCGUUCCAGUCAAACGCAGGACAAACCAUGUGUACAGAAGUCACGCCGUGUUCGGUUGGCCAGGAAGAGCUGGUUGCUCCUACCACGUCAAGCGACCGCCAAUGCAGUGCCUGUGACGGGGCAGCCUUCUUUCAGGCGGAGGAAGAUCAGCGCUUCUGCAUCGAUGUGCGUGAAUGUCCACUUGGAGAAGAAGAGGCUGUGGCACCAACUGCAUCAAGCGACAGGGAGUGCCAGACUGUGACGUGUCCUGGCCUGUCUGCGCCUCUGUAUGGCUCAAUCACCACAUGCAGCGGUGAUCAAGACUACGGCACCUUCUGCAACGCCACAUGCAACACAGGAGACGGCUUUGAACUCACAGGCACGGCAAAUCGGCGAUGCACCGAGUUUGGCACGUUCAGCGGAACAAAGGCGGAAUGCGUGUGUAGCGGUGACCUCUUCCUCGAUCCUGUUGCGGAGGAGUGUGUUGCCAAGUGUCCGACUGAAACAUACACUGACUCCGACGGCGUGUGCACGGCCUGUCGUGCAGUGUGCGAAGAUGGUGUCAACUACGAGACCGUUCCAUGCUCGCAGGUGAACAACACGAAUCGCGUCUGUGCAACGUGUCGGACUUGCCCUACCGGCGAAUUCAAGACGGGCGGCUGCGCUGCUGGGGAGGACACCAUCUGUUCCACAUUCAGCGAAUGUGCGUCUGGCGAAUUCGAGAGCUUUCCUGGGAACGCAACCACAAACCGACGAUGCGACAUGUGCACACCAUGCCCGCUCACCGAGUUUGCCGAAACAGGGUGCUGCAGUGAUAUCGACACGCAGUGCCGGGCGCUGACUGUUUGCGUCGAGGGGGAAUUUGAGGCGCGAGCACCAUGGGACGCACCACAGGGUGGGUACGCCACGGAUCGCGUGUGCCAGCGCUAUCGCACGUGCGCAGAGGGCGAAUAUGAAGUGUUUGCUGGCAACACCACACACGAUCGAGUGUGCUCUCCCUGCACCGUGUGCUCUGACGGGAUGUAUGCAGCCCAGGCGUGCACGAACACUUCAGAUGCUGUCUGCAUGCCCCACACCAACUGCACGGCGGGACAAUCAUAUGUGUUCACGCCGCCAUCUUCCUACAACGACACUGUUUGCGCACAAUGCACCGAGUGCUCCCCGCACGAGUAUCAAGCAGGUGGCUGCGACGGGACCGUGGACACGCUGUGUGCCCUGAAGACCGUGUGCGAUCCGCUUACGGAGUACGAGUCAUUUCCUGGAAACGAAACAGCAGACAGAGAGUGUUCGACAUGUUCCACGUGUCCCAGCGGUCAAAUUGCCACCAGCGCAUGCACCAGCACCAUGGACACUGUCUGCGAGGAAGACAAUGGUGGCAUGGCUGCGUGCCCUCGCGGGCAGGUGUUGAUUGGCACGCCACCAAACGCGGUGUGCGUCGAAUGCAGUGACUGUCCAAAUGGCACGUGGGCUGAAGGUGGCCCGAGCUGUCCAAGCGGCUUCCUCAGUCCCGUGUGCACGGCGGUGACCACGUGUGAGGACGGGCAGUACAUUUCGCAGCAGCCGACCCCGACAUCAGAUCGCAUCUGCAGCACGUGCUCUGCCUGUUCCAAUGGUUUCUUCAGGAGCGGCGGAUGCAACGGCACAGAGGACUCGCAGUGUUCUGCUGCCCACACCUGCGCACAGGACGAGUUUGAGAUCACACCGCCAGGGCCACAGAGUGACCGCGUGUGUAGUCCUUGCCGUCAGUGCGAAGAGGGCGAGUUUGAAAUCCAAGCAUGCACAGCUUCCAGCGACACCAUCUGCCGCACGUUCCAGGAGUGCAGCACGCUCGAACGCGUGAUCGCAGAGGGCACAACAGGGUCUGAUCGUGUGUGUCACAUGUGCGCUGGCCGCCGCGCUGGUGUUGUGGAGGAUCGAACCCAGUGUCCACCCUUUGCUCUGAGCCUCUGUGAACCAACAACGACGACAACAACGACGACGCUGCUGACCACUACGUCUGCACCAUCGACAACACCAAUGAGCACCGCAGCCACGACAAGUGCUGCAGCCACACCGCCGCCAACAACCACGACCACAACCACGACCACAACCACAACUCGCGCUGCCUGGACAUACGUCGAAUUCUCCAUAGAGGGCGAUCUCGAUGCCAUUGAGGACUUAGAGACGUUCUUGCUGCAGCUGCGCAUUUCGCUGGCAGAGGCUAUGAACACCACCAUCUCUGCCAUCCAGAACCUUCAGGUCCGCCGAGGCAGCAUCGUUGUUGGCUUCCGUGUUGUAGAUGACACGAUGCAGCUGCACGAAGCGUCAUCCCAAACCAUCGUCGAUCUCGCCAACCAAGGCGCCUUUGCCUUCUCGUUCCAGGGACAGUCCUACCAGAGCAUCCAGAGCUCGGCGUCCAGCACGCCCAAUGGCGGCCCACAGGAGUCGUCGUCAAGUGUCCCUGUUGGCGCGGUGGCUGGUGGUGUUGUUGGUGGUGUGGUUCUCAUUCUCGUUGUGUUGUUUGCUGUUCUUGUUCAUCGUCGUCGCCAACACUCGCGCGACGACGUGGAGAAGUCGCCACUAAAGGACAGGCAGCGAUCGUCAUUGACUCGCGGGUCAUCGCGCUCUGCUCGAAAGCAGUCGCUUCCUGGCGGUGACGACGACUAUCUCGCCGUCGACCCCAAUGAAGAGCCCCCAGCCACGGAGACGGCGACUGCCCUCACGUCACUUGAUGAGAAUCCUCUCAUGGACACAAAGGACUUUGCACUCGAGACUGUGCCGGAGGCGACGGAACCCGUAGUGGCUGAGGAAGGCACCGUGUACAGCAGCCAGCUGUCGCAAGAGAACCAGAAGCUGCGGGAUGAAUUGCAGCGCAUGCAAGAGAUGCUGGUGCAAAAGGAGGCUGCAACUGCCACCACAAGGUUUGGCAGUGGCGAAGAGGAGGUGGAAUCUGCGCUGACGCAGCGACUGCGAGACCAAAACAAGCAGCUCAAGCGCGAGAUUGCGGAGAUGAAGGCGUCGAUGCAGCGCACAAAGCAGCAGAGCAGACUGCAACAAGAGGCGCUGGUGAACGUUCGCUUGAAGAUGGAAAAGGCCUCCCUUGCAGAGGAGCUCGCCGCCAUCGAACAAGUCACCCAGGUGCGGAACCAGACGUCUGCGCAACUGCGGGAGAAGCGCGCCGAGCAGCAGCGGAAACUGGAAGAGGAGGAGAAGCGGAAGGAGCGUGAGCGCAUUCAACGCGAGAUUGAGGAAAUGAAGAGCCGCUUAGCACAGCUUGGCGGCGACCAAGCAGGAGCACCCCCGUCCUAAACACACACCGCUUUCGUCCUUGUUCCUUCGCGCAUUGCGAACAGCAAUGCCUCUUAUCACCCCCGUGUCCUUGCCUGCAGACCGCGUGUUGCGUUAUGCAGUUUCACUGCAUUUGCCAGUUCAUUUUUUUUCUCUGUGUUUGUCCAUAGCAUGUUGUUGUAUCCUUCCCUUUGAUGCGCUGUGUGCGCGCAUGUAUUGUUGCGUUUGUUGAUUGUGCCGUCUGUGGAUUAUGCUGUGUGUGCGUGUGUUUGUACCCAUGUUUGGUCCCCCAAUUUGUUUUCUCAACGCGCAUCCCCGUGCGCAAUUGUUCGUUUGUUUCAUAGCACUGUGUUGUACCCCGCUUGUUACCGCCUCUCUUGUUUGCAUGCAUGCACCCUUCACCACGGUGUCCUGUUGCAUGGCCGUUGCUCCUACCACACGACUUCUGACCGCGCCACAUGUCUCCCUUUCUCCCUUCGCCGUGCCGUUCUGUUACCCUGCCAUGUGCUCACACGUCCACUUUACUACUACACCAAGCUGCUGACA